ACAGACCAGACAAAUCACUUCAUAUUUCCCUCAUCAGUGUCGGGACGAUAUGUCACUGUGAUCAGACAAGAUCAUACACAUCUGGUUCUUUGUGAGGUGAAGAUCAUGGGCACAAAGAUAGAAUCACCUUUUAAGCUAAUUAAGGAAAACAAGACCUGGGAAGCAGCACUGGGCCACUGCAAGGAAUUCCACUGUGGUCUGGCCUCCAUCCUGGAUGGACAGAUGCAGGCCUUUGCUGAGCUGGAGGCUGAGAAGGCCAACAGCCCCUUUGUAUGGCUCGGCCUUCACUAUGCUUGCACUUUGGACCUUUGGUUCUGGGUUGAUGAUAAUGUUGUACAUUUCAAACGCUGGGCUAACAACCCCCCAGAGGAGGACUGUGACAUGAGUGGAGCCAUGAAGACACAUGGAGACCAUCUGUGGUUCAGCAAGUCUGAUUAUGAGGAGUUUAAUUUUAUCUGUUUGCUUUAGGAAGAUUUGAGACUUCUACCUGGUUAUAAUGUUAGCAUUGCUUGGGUACCAUCAAAACAGCUCCU
Cyprinodon variegatus (sheepshead minnow) is the source of this 533-nucleotide messenger RNA. Its product is annotated as snaclec rhodocetin subunit delta-like. Lineage: Eukaryota; Metazoa; Chordata; Actinopteri; Cyprinodontiformes; Cyprinodontidae. The transcript is spliced from 2 exons. The coding region runs from base 106 to 468 and encodes 120 amino acids. The record is from RefSeq and is a predicted model, not a curated record.